CACGUGACCACUUCCUGCUUGCCGUGUCACGUGACAGGGUUUCCAGAACGCGCAUGGAGUCUGUGCGCGUGCCUGCGCUGUGAGUGUAAAUAUCGUUCUCCUGGAGAUGAUGACUAGACACUUGUUUCGUUUAUUGUCUAAAACGGACAAACUGAGGUACCAUCGAAUUGCCAGUUCUUCUGCUCGCUCGUGUUUGUACAUGAUAACAUCAUGUCUGUCUACGAAGAGUCCUCAGGAGAAGAACAUUCUGCUCAUGGGUCCUCCUGGGGCUGGGAAGACAUCAGUGGGACGGAUUUUGUCCUACAGACUCAGGAAGCCUGUAAUCGAUAUAGACGAUGAUGUUCUGGAAAAGACUUGGGGGAUGACGGUAGCAGAGAAGCUGGCGCAAGUCGGAGGCAAACGUUUUGUAGAUGAAGAGGGCCAAGCUGUGUGCAACUUCUCCGCCUCUGGAUGUGUGAUCUCGCUUUCGGGCUCGAACCCUCUUCACUCGGACGCCAUGCGGCACCUGAAACGCUCAGGAAUCGCUCUCUAUCUGGAUGUGGACACUGAAGACAUUGUGGAGAGGCUGUGCAGAAUGAAAGUGAACAGAAUUGUAGGUCAGGGUGCCGGCAUCUCCAUGAGGGAGAUCCUAGAGUACCGAAAGCAGUUUUAUGAGAAGUGGUUGGAUGCAAGAGUGUUUUGUGGAAAGGGGGACACUAUAGAGGAAGUAGUGGAGAAAGUUGUCAGGGUUCUAGAUAAAUAUCAGGACUCUGAAUCAGAGACCUAUAUCUCCACCAGGAGCCAGAGAUCUGCGUCAGACGGUGACAAGAAGUUCUUCACUGAUGUCGUCGUGGAGGGAUUAGCUCCCAAUGGUGGGCUUUACAUACCUAAUAAAGGAUUCCCAAAACUGGAACCUUCUGAAUGGAUAAGAUUAGCGGAUAUGUCUUAUCCUGAGCGUGCUUCGGUCAUACUUGAGAAGUGCAUACAUCCACUGGAUAUAACUCCAUCAGAACUUCGCUCAAUGGUUAACCGAGCCUAUGGGCAGAACUUUGUCAGCAAAUCAGUGGCACCUGUUAAGCAUCUUGCUGAGGAUCAGUAUGUUCUGGAGCUCUUCCAUGGCCCCACUGCUUCCUUUAAAGACCUGGCACUUCAGUUAAUGCCACAGCUCUUUGCUCACUGCCUUCCGCUGAUGUGCAACUACUUGAUCCUUGUGGCCACGUCUGGGGACACAGGAAGUGCUGUUCUUAGUGGGUUCAGCAACCUCCGAGAAAGCAACAGGCAGCGUAUAGGUGUGCUGGUGUUUUUCCCUGAGCGAGGCGUUAGUGUCAUACAGAAACUGCAGAUGACUGGUUUCAAGGGGGGCAACACAAGGGCUGUCAGCGUCUUCUCGGACUUUGACUUCUGCCAGAGGACCAUCAAAAGGAUGUUUGGUGACCCAAGGCUGGCUGGCCACUUUGCAGUGGAGUACGCCACUGUUCUUAGCACGGCUAACUCCAUCAACUGGGCGAGGCUUCUUCCGCAGGUGGUCUACCACGCCUCUGCAUACCUAGACCUCCUCAGAGACGGUGUGGUGAAAUUCGGGCAACCCAUCGAUGUCUGCAUCCCCACUGGAAACUUUGGAAACACCAUAUCUGCCGUCUACGCUAAACAAAUGGGCGUCCCAAUAAGGAACAUCAUUUGUGCUUCUAAUCAUAACUGCGUAGUCUCUGAUUUUAUCUGUACUGGUCAGUAUGAUCUCCGAGGCAGGAAACUCAUGCUAUCAAAUUCUCCUGCUAUUGACAUUCUGAAGUCUUCAAAUCUCGAACGGUUUUUGCAUUAUGCAUCCAGCGGGGACGGUAAUCUCGUCCGGGACUUGUUUGUAAGCCUCGAGAAAGAGCAGCACUUUACUGUGUCAGAGGAUUUAUUACGGAGGAUACAGCAGGACAUGCAGGCAGGGUCGUGCUCAGAGGAUGACUGCCUGACUACUAUUCAGGAAGUACACUCCAAAACAGGUUACUUAAUGGACACGCACACCGCCGUGGCUAAAUCCGUGGCUGACCGGCUGCAUGAUAAGAUGUGUCCAAUUGUUCUGUGCUCCACUGCACAUUUCGGGAAGUUUGCUCCAGCCGUUCUUAAAGCUCUUCGCUGUCCCGACAUCCCAAAGGAGCCUCUGGAGCAGCUGGAUGCACUGUGUGCUAUCACAGGCCAAGAGCUAAUGCAUAAAACUCUGUAUGAGACUGUAAGAGAGAGAGCAAGUCGUCCACAUACAGUAUGCCAGCCUGAUUUCAGUGUGCUAACAGAUGAGGUGGAAUCCAUGAUACAGGACUCGUUUAUGAGGGUCAGGUAGGACAUGGAUAUUAGGGCUGUCAGUAUACACACACAGGAAGUGAGGAGCUGCAGCGUCUCCUAGCGGCAGCUGCCGGAUGACUGUGAGUUUUUCCUCAUAAAUUUAAUUAAUGAAUUAAUAAUAUAAGCUUAUUUUCAAAUUGGUUUGAAAUAUAACCAUAUCUCUGUUUUAAAUGAUGUGGUUGGAUAUCAUGAUAAAGCGGUUCGUUAACAAACUGCCAGCAAAACUGCAGCGUUUAACUCUUUAUUGUAAUGUCCAAAAUGUGCACUAAUAAAUCAACACAGAAGUGGAAGAAAACGUUUUCAAUUUUACAUUUUUAAAACUUUCACAAAAAAUCAGCUGGUAUAAAGUUAUCGUUAUAUGCAGACUAUCUCAGUAAAAUGUACUGUGACGUAAUUUAUCACAAUAUGAACAUUAUAUUGUCACAUCACCCAGAUGUAGUGAAUUCAAAAGAAGUCUAGCAGCUGGGAAAUUCCUCACUGUCCCACUAUCUAGAGCUGAUGAAGAUCCUCAUAUGUGUGGAGAGAAUAAAGAUUACUCAUUAACACCAGUUCAGUAGAUUAACUCAGAAGGUACUUCCUGAACAUGUCUCCUAGAUGGCAGUGUUGCUCUGCGAACACUUCAACAUCAACAUGGUCUUUUCUUGAAGGGAUAAAAUUCUCAAAUCCUGGCACACGGCUGUGGAGUUUAUCAUGCUUUGUACUUUCUAAUUUUAUGGAACCAUCUAUAGAUAAUGAUGUUAUUUCUAUGGAACCAUCAAUACAUAAAGAUGAUAAAUUUUAUGGAACCAUCUAUAGGUGCAGAUGUCAUUUGUAUAUUAUGGAAACUUCUAUACGUUAUGAUGUCAUUUGUAUGGAAUCAUCUAUAGGUAAUGUUAUCAUUUGUAUGGAUGUAGUAUCUUUUUCCUCACAAUAUUUAAGGCUUCUGAUUUAUUAUAAUAAUUCAGUUUCUCAGCUUACACCUUUUUCAGCUUUUUAUUAGUUAACUCUGAGUUAAAUCUGACAUGUUAGUAUCAAAACCAGUUAAAACAGGGUGAGAAAGCCCUUUAAAUGGUACUAAGCUUUUUAAAGCAAUCACAUUUCGGUUAAAAGAAGUAUACAUAGUGCCCUUUUACACCAAAUGUACUCAAGACAUGUUUGGUGUGUGAAUUUUGUUUCUUUAGUUUUGCACUGGAGCUACAAGGCUAAUGUGGCUAACAAGAAAUGGAGUUUAGCAUUGUUCAACCUGACAGAGUAGCUUAGUAAUAAAAGCUAGUUGAAUUUUUUUAAUUAGAUUAUUAUUACUAUUAUUAUGUUUAUAAUAUUCCAUACAGAUCAGAGUGUAGCUUUAUUUUUAUAAUUGUUGAAUUCAUUAAAAUAACUUCUGCUGCAUUGUUUCUGUUCCAAACCUUCCACCUAAGCAAAAAUAAACAGUGUGAUCGUCAUAUAUUACUGACAUAUUGGUAAUUUACAUUUACACAUAUGUAUAAAAAAAGGGACUGAAAUGAAGAGACACACUGAAGCUUUAAAAAAUGACUGUAAUUUCAUGGAUAUUUUAGCAUUAAAAAAUAAUAUAUGCGUAUCUGUGAUGUGUGAUAUUAGCGAGUGUGGCUAAUGUUAGUGUUUAUCAGCUGUGGUGCAUUAAAUCACAAGCUCUCCAUUCAGCAUUCUGCAUAAAUUGGUUGAAUAAUUAUUAGGAAUAUUGAACAAAAUGAUCAAGAUAAUCAUCUUACUCAUUAUCCUGAGCCCUGUGGAUGAGUUCAUUGGCCUUAAUGCUUCAUAAUAAAGUCUGUUCAAGUAAACAGAAUAACUCCGGUUAUGAAACUGCACAGAUUCAUACAUGCACCAAGUUAAUAAUCCAGAGCCAGGAAUUACAAAAAAAAAAAAAAAAAAAUCUGAGUUAAAAUCUGGGAGCAGAAAUGUGUUGGAAAUCUCUUAGGAGUAAUAUCUUAAGCAUGAAGUAUGACAGUUCCAUCACCGUAAAACACUCAGGAAACAGGGUAUUACACCAAGCUCAAACACACCAGAGCUGAAUCCUAGAUUAUGUUUGUGAAAUAAUAUUAAAAUAAAUUUAUUAAAUUGAUCUAAAUAAUAAGUCAUUGAAACCUGACAUGGCGAGUAUACAGUAAAAACCAGUCAGAUGUUGCUAUAGCUACAUUUUGGAAAAAAUCUAGUUUUAACCAAAAUGGAGUAUUCAUAACAAUAAUAUACUUCAACACCACUACUUCCUAAAAACACAAAAAUACAGUAUUUCACCAAAAUUACAUUGUGUAAGGAUCCAGUUUAACAAACGCAGCAGUCAGUCUGCCUGAAGAUUUUAAUCAGAUAGCGAUAAAAUGUCCGCUGUGCUCCUGCUCCAUCACAUCAUUGCCAUCAUCAAAACAGAGAAGAGCGCUUAUACACUCUGUACAGACGACGGAGCACAAAGAUUUAAAAUGUUUCAGUGGUCGAAUAAAACUUUAAACACAUCACUGAUUAUUCUCUCCAUCGAUGUUAGCCUGGACAGAGAUCAGUGGAGUGAAGAGACGAUGAUGAUGAGGCUCGUGUUUGAACUCCAUGAGUGAUUUUUACCUCAGGUGAUGAGACAGAGUCUGAUGUAGAUGAUGCUGAUAAUCAAAGUGAGAACUCAUUUCCUAUGUUAAUUCAAUACAAUUUUAUUUAUAUAGCACUUUUAAGAAUGGACAUUGUCACAAAGCAGCUUUACACUUAUACAUUUAUCCCUAAUGAGCAAGCCAGAGGCGAGGAUGAUGAGGUGAUGACAUGAGGAACAAACCUUGAGAGGAACCAGACUCAAAAGGGAGCCCAUCCUCAUCUCGGUGAUAACGAAUAGUGCGAUUAUAAAUAAUUUCUCUUCUAUAACUGUAUAGUAUAGCGUCAAAAAGUGCAAUUGUGUAACCACGAACUUGAGUAUAAGCAUCAGAGUCAUUUCUGAAUUCAUUAGAGUUUUAACCUAAAGUCUGCUGUAUCAAACUGAAGUUAUUAACUGUUUAUUGGUGGAGACUUGAGUGCAAACUGUUCUUAGCAAUUGCCAUCCAGGGGCUAUCCAAGGAACACGUAAGUAAUGAUGUUUUUCCAUCAGUAGAUGAGGUUAUAAAUGUAGCAGUAGAUGUCCUUCAGUGGGAUUGGAAUGAAAUGUGUACUUGUGAUUUCACUUUAAAAUGCUAAAACCUUACUUCUAAGUAUUUAGAACCAUAUAAAGUAGAAAAUGUCCAAAUCUGACCAUGUGAAGGGUUUUCCCAGGCUGCCAAACAUAUAUUUCAGUACCUGUGUUUCUUUUUUUAUUUGCUAUGUUUCCAGUAGACACAAGCACAACAACAAGCACUCCUCAUACCACUGCCUCCUAACAGUGAACGUC
Pangasianodon hypophthalmus (striped catfish) is the source of this 5638-nucleotide messenger RNA. RefSeq names its product threonine synthase-like 1. The transcript has 2 exons. Gene Ontology annotation, molecular function: pyridoxal phosphate binding. Gene Ontology annotation, cellular component: cytoplasm. Gene Ontology annotation, biological process: amino acid metabolic process. The record is from RefSeq and is a predicted model, not a curated record. Lineage: Eukaryota; Metazoa; Chordata; Actinopteri; Siluriformes; Pangasiidae. Bases 107 to 2305 code for a protein of 732 amino acids.